AUGGAUUUUCAAACUGAAAAAAAGCCAAAUAUUGCGCCGAAACGCCCAUUUCUAAAAGCCAAACAUACUCCACCAAUUGGCCUCGCACUUCUAUAUGGCUUUCAGCAAGUUAUGGUUUGCGUUUCGGCGCUUCUUACGGUGCCGCUUCUAAUGGCGCAAGAAUUAUGUGCGGGAAGUAGUAUUGGUGAGUUUCUGGCGGAUUUUUUGGUGUAUUUUUUGUGACAGAUAUUUUUUUCAAAACACAAACUUUUUUCAACGAAAUCCUCUCUCAAAAAUAAAUCAUCAAACAUCAGAAAAUAGUUUCCUGGUCUUCAUGUUUUUCAACUAGACUCUAGUUAUCAUUCGAUUUUGUGACGGAUUAGCCACAGGUUCUGCAAAAAAUUUAAAAAAAAAUAGAAAAAUAUUACUGUAGCACGCAAUUGUGUGCAAACACACGUUUGUCACUUUGCGGACAGGCGUUGGCAAAAAUUUUCAUUUCGCAAAAAAAAAGGUUUUCAAUGAGUUUUCGAGUGAAAAUGAAAGUGAAAAGGUGAGUUUCAGGAUUUUAAACCAAAAUUCAAGCUGCCAACCAAAAAAUCUCGAAUUUCCAGCGCGACUUCGUCAAACUCUCAUCAGUUCAACAUUUGUGAGCAGCGGACUUUCGACAAUCAUCCAAACUUUGUUGGGAAUGCGUCUGGCACUUCUACAAGGCACAGCUUUCGCCUAUGUUCCGUCGGUUCAAGGAUUUUUCAAGGAAUAUAAAAGUUGUAAUGCGACGGAAGAGGAUUUUGUGCCGGAAGAGGUUUAUUAUGAGCGAUUGGCACUUUUGCAAGGUAAAAAUUGGAAUUGAGAGAAAGCCUAGGCUGGAAAAUUAUUUAAAUCAAUAUUCAGCUAGAAUUUCUUCACGAAAAGUACAUAUGAAAAUUUGAAAAAAUUCACUGUUUCAAUUUUUCUAUAUUAUUUUUGGUAUUUUUUAAAACCUGUUUAACGAUUUCUCAACUAAUUUCAUUCAACCCAUAAUCCAGAGUUAGGAUAACUCAAAAUCGACAAAAUUAAAUUCCAGGUUGUCUAAUCGCCUCAUCCUUUGCUCCAAUGCUCAUCGGAGCCACGGGAAUUGUCGGAGUCCUCACAAAAUUCAUCGGACCACUCACAGUCUCGCCAUUAAUGAUGCUCUUAGCUUAUAGUCAAGUCGAAACAAUGGUAGAUCGUGUAACUCAACAUUGGGUGGCUGUUGUUCAAGCUGUCACACUUUUCGCAACAAUUUUAUAUUUGGCCGAGUUGAAGGUUCCGAUUCCGAGAUUGAGAGAUGGCAAAUUUCAUUGGUAUUAUGUGGAUAUUUUUGGACAAUAUCCGGUUGGUUUUUGA
Molecule: messenger RNA, 1344 nt
Organism: Caenorhabditis angaria
Lineage: Eukaryota; Metazoa; Nematoda; Chromadorea; Rhabditida; Rhabditidae
Source: the annotation of a GenBank genome assembly